AUGGAGGACGUCAAGGCCCCUGACGAGCAGGCGGCUGUCGACAUUGCCCGGACCCACGGUCGGUCGCCCUUGACAAAGACAAGGUCCAUGUCGGAUGGAGGAGGAACUCCCUCCCGCUUGUCGCCCUCGCCACACAUCGAAGCCUCUCGCCGAACCUCGAAAGACGACACCAGCAUCCCGACUCCCCAGCCAGUGACGCCUCGUCGUCCUGCGCUGUCGAACCGUGGCUUUUCGAUACAUAUGCCACCUCGGGAAUUCACUCCACCCCCAGCGAAUCCCUAUGUCAAACCCGCUCCUCUCUCUCCUAAGCUCGACCACUCCCAGAUCUACGCCUCUCCUACAAAUAUCCUCCCCCGUCGUUCCCGAGGUCUCGACUUCUCACGCGCCGCCACGAGCCUACAUCAUUCGACCCUCGCCGAGCAGUCGUCGCCCGACUCAUCGCCGACCGCCGGUGGCCGGGCGAUGAACAUUCCCACCCGAAGAAGUCAUUAUGCAGGACCCGAGCAGACAUCGACAUCUCUCUGGUCUGUCAUGGGCAACGAAAAGAUGCAUGUUAGCAGUUCUCUUGGGAGCACCCAGGCCGUGGGCUCCGAUUCGUCCAGCAGCUCGGACGAUGAUGACCUGAUGGACGAGGACAUGGAUGAGACCUACGUGACGACUCCUCAGGUCAACAAGAUUGGCCCGAUCAUGGGGGCUCAAGGGUCUGGUGGAACCUUUGGAUCCCCCGCAAUGAGCAGCCUCAUGAGUUUCCAACAGCGACAGCGGCCCCGCAAGCAGCCCAAGAAGAAGGGCCGGGGGCCUCUUGGCCUCGGGUUCAGUGGUGCAUCUCUCUCCAAGUCACCACCCAGCAACUCCGCACGGGCUAGACGCGAGAGCAUCAGCUGGCAGGCCAAUCAAUUGCACAUCUCUGGUGCCGACUCGGAUGAGGCACGAGCCAUGGGUGAUGACGGACUUGAAGGUCAGCGCAGUGUCAUUCGGCGGGUGGUGACGAGGAGAGGGAACCUCUUUCCCAAGACAAAAGGGUUUGCUCGUAUCCGGGCAGCUCUCAUGGAAGAGAGCACUCCCGCCGAAGCCGAAUUCCGUCGAGAAGCCGAGGUUGUCAAGCAGGUCCGUGAGAGUGACAUGGACCUUGAGCCUAGAAUCCCACCGCCGCUCGCAGAAUCAACACAAACAACGACUGCCCCUUCGUCGCCAAAUCUAAUACAGCAAGAAGGCCUCAAUGAUGUUCCUGAAGAUGACAUCAUGGGGGAUGUGGUGAUGGGCCUCUCGGGCAGUUUCAAGCAGCACGCCAUCAAAAACUCCAAGGGCAAGACCUUCUGGGACACCUUUUCAGAGUCCAGCAGUACUGGCGGUGCCAGGACCACACCGCCUCCCGCUGCAUCUCUUCCCCGAGGUUCCUCCUCGGGAAUCAGUGAAGACGUGGCGAUGGAUUCACCGUCAGUUGGUGGAGCAGCCGUAAGUCCCCUGCCAACCCCAAAUCAAGGUCCUGACCACUCACACUUCGCAGAGAUCACCCGCCGCAUCAACAGCAAACGUCGACGUGAUGAUGACUUUGACCCCGUCAGCUUCAAGCGACGUGCCGUAAGUCCUGGUAUGAGCGUCCAUAACUCUCCCAUAAUGCAGAGCCCCCUUCAACGCGACGGUAUGUCAUGGGGAUCUCGACCUGGUAGCAAUGGCGGAGACAAGGGCGGAAGUAGUGCCCCCAGCGAAUCUGGUAGUACGCCAGGCAAUGUUUCUGGCGGCAGCUCUGCAGGGAGACUCAACAGCAAAGGCCGCGUUGGAUUCCAGGGGAUGAUUGACACCAACGAUGGCAUCAUGCGUAUGAGCAUUGAGUAA
Fusarium vanettenii 77-13-4 is the source of this 1836-nucleotide messenger RNA. RefSeq lists its product as uncharacterized. NCBI's taxonomy places the organism in Eukaryota, Fungi, Ascomycota, Sordariomycetes, Hypocreales, Nectriaceae. The transcript has 3 exons. The record is from RefSeq and is a predicted model, not a curated record. Gene Ontology annotation, cellular component: site of double-strand break. Bases 1 to 1836 code for a protein of 611 amino acids.